Messenger RNA from Phalaenopsis equestris, 810 nucleotides. Its product is annotated as probable LRR receptor-like serine/threonine-protein kinase At5g10290. The record is from RefSeq and is a predicted model, not a curated record. Lineage: Eukaryota; Viridiplantae; Streptophyta; Magnoliopsida; Asparagales; Orchidaceae. The transcript has 2 exons. Gene Ontology annotation, molecular function: protein kinase activity; ATP binding. The coding region runs from base 1 to 810 and encodes 269 amino acids. Gene Ontology annotation, biological process: protein phosphorylation.
AUGCAGUCCAAUGCCAUCCCGAUCGCUCUAGUUGCAAACCCUAACCAAUGGUUGAUCAUGCAAUCCUUGGCCAGGUCAAAAGGGAAGGAGAUCGAACGAGAAGACAAUGAGGAAGACAUCAUUUACCAAGAAGAGCACCCCUUUAGGACUGUGAGAGGAGGGGGAGUAGAGAAUUCCGAGGGAGGGGGAUGGGCCGAAAAUUCGAGGGAUGGUGUAAAGGGUAUGGAAGAACAUGAGGAAGGAGGAAAUCGAGAGUUGGGUAUGCUUAAGAUCGGAGGAGGGAGUUCCACCUUAGAUACAUGGGGGGAAAUACGGGAGGAAGACCAAAUAUUCCUCUUUUUUUCCCAUGUUAGUGCAGAUUUUAAACCCGGAGAGCCAGUAAUAGACUGGAAUACUAGAAAACGAGUGGCCUUAGGCACAGCUCGUGGACUGGAGUACCUUCAUGAGCACUGCAAUCCCAAGAUUAUUCAUCGUGAUGUAAAAGCUGCUAAUGUGUUACUUGAUGAAGAUUUUGAAGCUGUUGUUGGGGACUUCGGUUUAGCCAAACUGGUGGAUGUGAGGAAGACUUCUGUGACAACUCAGGUUCGAGGGACUAUGGGCCACAUAGCUCCUGAAUAUCUGUCCACAGGGAAAUCAUCAGAGAGGACUGAUGUUUUUGGUUAUGGGAUCAUGCUGCUUGAACUUGUCACAGGUCAGCGAGCCAUAGAUUUUUCACGCUUAGAGGGGGAAGAUGAUGUAUUACUCUUGGAUCAUGUAAGUUCCUUUAUCCUCUACCUUUUUAAUUUUCUGAAACUUCAUUGGUGGUUCUAA